Molecule: messenger RNA, 3051 nt
Organism: Salvelinus namaycush (lake trout)
Lineage: Eukaryota; Metazoa; Chordata; Actinopteri; Salmoniformes; Salmonidae
Product: kinase suppressor of Ras 1-like
Exons: 19
Coding region: 265-2937 (890 amino acids)
Biological process (GO): protein phosphorylation
Molecular function (GO): protein kinase activity; ATP binding
Source: RefSeq, a predicted model, not a curated record
CGCGGCCACUCUGUCAAACACCAUGCAGAAAGAAGUAAUUUACGUCGCUCUUGAGAAUACACGGAACCCACUGUGUGCUCAUUGAAGCGACAGAGCUAAGAAAGUAAAGGUCGUAGAUCAACUGUUCUAUUAGUUCGCUGUUCAAACUCGACUAAACCUAUCAAGCCGUGCCAACGACGAGGAAUGGAUAUUGUGCCAGUCAAAGGUGGAAAGAUGGUUCAAAGUAAUUAACUUUCGGACGGGGAUAGUGAAGGUGGCGCAGCGAUGGACAAGGAUGCACUCCACCAGUGCGAACUCAUCCAGAAUAUGAUCGAGAUCUCCAUAUCUAGUUUACAAGGACUCCGAACCAAAUGCGCUGCAUUGAGCGACCUCACUCAGCAAGAAAUACGCACUUUGGAGGUGAAACUGACUAAGUACAUCUGUAAGCAGCUGCAGUGUAAGCAGAGAGUGCCUGAGAGACAGAGGACCCAGGCCCUGGCCAGCUACCCUCGACUGGGAGACUGGCUCUGCACCAUCAACCUCAGACCUGAACUCAUACAGGCUGUACCAGUGAAGCUGUCCCUGGAUGCUUUGCUGCAGAUGUCCAGUUGUCAGGUGCAGGACACCAUGAGACAGCUGGGCUCUGAACCAGAGGAGUGCUCCCGACUCACUGCUGCCCUCUCCUGCCUAAAGAGUGCAAGUGGGGACAUCAGGGAAGACCCAGGAACCUGGAUAUCAGAGCCGCCCCGCCGUGACAGUAACACCUUACCUCCUCCGGACCGUCGCCCCUCCACCCCCACCACCCUACCCCGUGGCUCCAUCCUCAGUCCACAUACCCACGCCCGUUCUGUCUCUGUGACUGUCGUACCCUGUGUGGACGAUAAGGGGCAUCAAGUCUACACAGGAGGCAUGUCGGACGCUUUCCCCUCCUCGCCGCUGCUCCUCUCCAAUUCCCCUCCCUCCAAGAGACGCGCCAAGCACCCUCCACGCAUGUCCCCCUCCCGAAAAUUGCUGCAACUCCCCUUCAAUAUCACCCUCACACGCAGCAAGAGCCACGAGUCACAGCUGGCCAACCGCAUAGAAGAGCCAGUGCCCAACAACAAGGGUGGGAAGAAGAACAAGCUGCUCCUGAAUAUGCACAUUAACAGUAGCAGUGGGAACGGGUGUGAAGACUCCACCCGGACCCCUGGCCCAGCCACCGCCCCCUACACCCUCCCAGGAACCCCUACGCUGCUGGAGCAUAACCUAGCAUUGCAUCGGGGGUCUCCACAGAUGAUGAGGAGGGAUAUCGGCCUCUCUGUAACACACAGGUUUUCAACCAAAUCCUGGCUCUCACAGACAUGCCAGGUGUGUCAAAAGAACAUGAUGUUUGGUGUUAAAUGCAAACACUGCAAGUUAAAGUGCCAUAACAAAUGUACCAAAGAAGCCCUUCCCUGCAGGAUAUCUUUUCUCCCACUCCCGCAAAUCCGCCGGGCAGAAUCCGUACCGUCAGAUAUCAAUAAUCAAAUUGACCGUACGGCAGAGUUACCAAUCCAGUUUGGCACUUUACCUAAGGUGCUAACCAAAAAGGACUACCCUCCCAUGCUGGGCCAGAUGGAUUCCAGCAGUAACCCCUCCUCCACCACUUCCUCUACGCCCUCCUCGCCCACCCCCUUCCAGCAGAGCAACCCCCCCAGCGUCACCGCCACGCCGCCCCCCAACUCCUCGCCCGGCCCCCAAGGGCCCCGAGACAGCCGCUUCCACUUCCCAGAUGUUUCCUCUUCACCAUAUCCUGUUGGACUACACUCUGAAGGCCACCAUGACACUGGAGACACACAGCAACUGGCACAAUCAGAACCUCCAUGUCAAGGACAGGAAUGUGGAGCGGAAGAGGAGGAAUACCCAGGAGAGGAGGAUGAGGGAAACGGUAGCAGGGAGGACAGAGAGAAGGGCCACUCAAACGGAGAGUGUGGUGGGGACGAGAUAGAGGACCUGCCCAGCUACCGGGGCCGACUGGCCGGUGGCCAAUGGAGGGGGCCCAUCUCCCGUAAGGCCAGCCAGACCAGCGUAUAUCUGCAGGAGUGGGACAUCCCCUAUGAGCAGCUGGAGCUGGGGGAGCUCAUUGGCAAGGGCCGUUGGGGGAAGGUUCAUAAGGGGCGCUGGCAUGGAGAGGUGGCCAUUCGGCUGCUGGAGAUAGAUGGUAAUAACCAGGACCACCUGAAGCUGUUUAAGAAGGAAGUGAUGAACUACAGACAGACCCGCCACGAGAACGUGGUCCUCUUCAUGGGGGCCUGCAUGGCCCCGCCACACCUCGCCAUCAUCACCAGUUUCUGCAAAGGUCGGACACUAUUCUCUGUUGUAAGAGAUGCCAAGAACACGCUAGACAUCAACAAGACAAGGCAGAUCGCUCAGGAAAUUGUUAAGGGUAUGGGCUACCUUCACGCUAAAGGAAUCGUUCACAAGGACCUGAAGUCCAAGAAUGUGUUCUAUGACACAAACAAAGUGGUAAUCACAGACUUUGGCCUUUUUGGAAUGUCCGGAGUGGUACAAGAGUACCACAAGAGGCAAGAGAAUGAGCUGAGGCUCCCUCAUGGCUGGAUCUACUACCUGGCCCCUGAGAUCGUCCGCAGGAUGGGCACUGGGAACCAUGAGGACCGCCUGCCUUUCUCCAAUGCUGCAGACGUCUAUGCCUUUGGCACCAUUUGGUAUGAGCUGCAGGCCCGUGGCUGGCCACUCACCAACCAGCCGGCAGAGGCCACCAUCUGGCAGGUGGGCAGUGGAGAGGGCAUCAAGAAGGUCCUGGCAAAGGUCAGCCUGGGCAAGGAGGUUACGGAGAUACUGUCUGCCUGUUGGUCCUUCAAGCUGGAAGAGCGUCCCUCCUUCACCCAGCUGACUGACAUGCUGGAGAAGCUGCCGAAGCUCAACCGCAGGCUUUCCCACCCAGGACACUUCUGGAAGUCAGCCGAGUAUGUAUCCUAAAGACCAGGAUUCCAUUUGAGAUAUACUGAAUGUACUCACUAUAUAUAUAUAUAUAUAUAUAUAUAUAUAUAUAUAUAUAUAUAUAUAUAUAUAUAUAUAUAUAUAUAUAUAUAU